Molecule: messenger RNA, 1128 nt
Organism: Necator americanus (New World hookworm)
Lineage: Eukaryota; Metazoa; Nematoda; Chromadorea; Rhabditida; Ancylostomatidae
Exons: 11
Coding region: 1-1128 (375 amino acids)
Molecular function (GO): catalytic activity
Source: RefSeq, a predicted model, not a curated record
AUGAUGCGUGGAAUAGAACGAAGAAAAGAAGGAUAUGCGGUGUUCUGGGAGAUCAAACGCGAAGUCAUACGGAUGUCAGCUGGUCGAUAUGUCGAUACGUGGAGCGAGUGGUGGACCGGAGAGUGCGAUCGAGUCGCGUUUCAUCAACGCUCCGACGACGAAUCUAAGGCGAUCAAGUUUAAUAUGGACGUGUUGCAUAAGGGAUGGUUCACAGAAUUUUCACCAGACGACUUGGAGCGAAUGAAACAGGAAGGAUCGGGUGACUCGAAACAAUUGAAAUCAGACGGGAUUUCGAUGGGUGGAGCCUGGCCUGGUCAGGCUUUCUCUCUCAAAGUGAAGGAGAUUUUAUUCCAUGAGAAGAGUGAAUACCAGGAUGUGCUUGUCUUCAAGAGUGAAACAUAUGGAAAUGUCCUGGUUUUGGACGGAAUCAUCCAAGCAACAGAACGAGACGAAUUCUCUUACCAAGAAAUGCUCGCUCAUUUGCCUAUGUUUGCUCAUCCCAAUCCAAAGAAGGUUUUAAUCAUUGGUGGUGGUGAUGGUGGAAUUUUGCGAGAGGUUCUGAAACAUCCAGAAGUGGAGCACGUGACGAUGUGCGAAAUCGACCGAGUUGUGAUUGACGUCUCAAAAAAGUUCCUGCCAGGCAUGUCUUGCUGUUUCUCCAGUCCUAAGCUGAAUUUGUUUUGUGGUGAUGGUUUCGAGUUUUUGAAGAAGCACAAGAACGAAUUCGAUGUGAUUAUUACCGAUUCCUCGGAUCCAGUAGGACCGGCCGAAAGCUUAUUUGGACAAUCCUAUUAUGAAUUGUUGCGUGAUUCACUUAAUGAGAAUGGAGUGCUUUCAUCGCAAGGUGAAAGUGCUUGGUUGCAUCUUGGCUUGAUUUCUCACAUGGUUCGCUUUAACCGUACCUUAUUUGCUAACGUAAGGUACGCUCAAUCACCUGUUUCCACGUAUCCUUCCGGGACGAUGGGCUACAUUAUCUGUUCGAAAUCGGAUCUUGACGUAACCACUCCGUCGCGUACACUCUCGGAUGAUGAUGUGAAGAAGAUGAAAUUACGGUUCUACAACUCUCAGAUGCAUUCAGCGGCCUUUGUUUUACCUCAGUUCGUUAAGGAGGAACUGGAAAAGAAGUGA